AUUCUGGAAGUUUACCGCUUUGAUUCUGUUUUAUUCUACAGCUACCGCCUGUCUCCUGAGCAUCUUCCUCCCGCUCAGUACAAGGACUGCCUUGCUGCUACCAUACACUUAAUUCAAAAUGCAGCUUCCCAUGGGGUGGAUCCUUCCAAGAUCAUUGUUGGUGGGGACAGUGCGGGGGGCAAUUAUGCUUGUGUUGUUGCCCAGAAAUUGGUGGAGAUAUCAGACCUUCCAAAGCUACGGGCUCAAGUGCUCAUCUAUCCUUUGACACAGACUAUGGACUUCAACCUGCCUUCCUAUCAGCAGAACAGUUCAGUGCCCAUCCUGUUCCGGGAAAACGUUGUUUACUUAUGCCUGAAGUACUUUGGAAAGGACCCUUCUUUGUUAGGCCAGGUCCUGAAGGGCUCUCAUGUGCCAGAUUCAAUGAGGCUGAAAUAUGGGAAAUGGGUGAGUCCAGACAACCUUCCAGAGAGAUUUAAGGGGAGAGGCUACAAACAAGUCCCACUUGCUCCUUAUGAACCUGAAGUCUAUAGGCAACUGUCAGAGAUAUUAGAAGCCGAUUUUUCUUGCCUUUUUGCUGAGGACUCUGUCAUCCAGAAGCUUCCUGAAACCCUAAUUGUGAGCUGCGAGUACGACAUAUUACGAGACGAAGUACUGCUGUACAAGAAACGUCUGGAGGACAAUGGGGUGAAAGUCAGCUGGUUCCAUGUUGAGAACGGGUUUCAUGGGAUGAUAAACUUUUUCAAAGGAUGCAUCUUUGCAUUCCCCGCUGCAGCUGAAUUAACAGACAGCAUCGUAGACUUUGUCAAAAACUUAUGA
This is a messenger RNA of Podarcis lilfordi (Lilford's wall lizard), 816 nucleotides long. NCBI's taxonomy places the organism in Eukaryota, Metazoa, Chordata, Lepidosauria, Squamata, Lacertidae. The record is from the annotation of a GenBank genome assembly.